AUGCGUUUUGACAAACGACCUCCCCUCCCGGCCCCGACAGAACCCUCGACUCUCAGUUCCGCAGACCACCAAGACACCCCUCUCCGCGACGACGUCGACACCAACCUCAGCGCGCGCACCGACAGGACUUCCUACAGCAUCCCCGAAGACGGCACGCCCGUCACCAUCAACACCACCAAGCCCUCGCUCCACCGAAAGUACCCCAGCCAGACGAGCCUGCUGAUCGAGUACUUCGAAGCCGGCAAGGAGAACGGCAAGACCCGCUCCCGCCCCAGCGUCCGCGUCAGAGUCACCCCCUCGUCACGCAAGAAGAACCGCCAGGGCUUCGACCAGCUCCACCUCACCCACUCCACCAAGAACAGCACCCGGCCCUCGUACACGCGCCGCAUCUCCCUGCAGCAGAGCACCCGCGACCACGUCCUCCACACCCACGCCCAAGACGCCUCGGACGCCUCCACUGUCUCGUCCCUGCCGCCCGUCGACAUCGAAGUCCUGAACAACAGCAGCGACCUGUCCACCAACGCCGGUCGCUUCAUGCCCAUGACCUCCGACGUCUCCUCCAUGCCCGCCGACAGCAUGCUGGAGGGCACCCCAGAAAUCAUGCCACCCGGGCGCCGGAGAAGCCGAAGCCGCGAGAGAGACACGAUUCUCACACACUCGCACGUCGCCGAGUCGCCAGAGAUGCUCAAGGCGCCCAAGCACCAACGAAGCAGGAGUCUGAGCAAGGACCGAAUCACACAGCGCGUCAUGGAGAAGCUGCAACAACAACAGCAGCAGGCGCAAACAAAAAUGUCCUCGAGCAGGACGAGAGACGCUAAGGAUUCUGGCAGGGAGCUGACUUCACCCCGCAAGUCGUCCAGACGGAGAAGCAAGGAUCCCCGCGAGGAGGAAGUGAGCACCAUGAGCGCAACAGAGUCGAGUCUGCUGUCUUCCAAUGCUGACCCCAGGUCUGGCAUCGCCUCUGUACGAUCUGGAAUCUCCGGCACUUCUUCCAUCAACAAUCCCAAGCUGCUUGCUACCGUGGAGGAUGCCAUCAGGCGGUUGAUCCUGCCCGAGUUGAAUGCACUCAAGGAGGAGAACCGCACCUCGAAGAAUAGAGACAAGUUCGAGCGCAUGUCUCGUGACAGCGGUGCCACGUUGGAGACGGUCGAGACGACGAGCUCGCGUGACCCAUCCACUUCAAGGCGGCGCGUGUCCAAGUCUUCGAGUGUACCCAACAUCCACGGUAGCCAGCCCAAGGUCGUACUCAACCGUGAGGGAGAAAACUCUGGCGAGAUUCUCUCUGGUAGCUCGAGUCGCAAGGAACGCAGAUCGAGUCGCGACUCUACCUCUGACCGUAGCCAUGUCGACUUGACGACCAAGACAACCACACGAGAGAACUCACACAAGAGGAGAAGCGGCCGCGCUGCGCGAGACGCAGAGAUCGCUGCUCUCGGUGCAUCUGGCCUAACCGCUGCCGCUCUGAAGCACCACACGUCUCGCGAAGAGCAGGCCGAGGACCGCAAGCACAGGAAGAAGCACGCCUCCCGAAGCAGUCGAAGCCGCUCAACGAGUGUUGCCGAGAGCGUGGAACAGGAGGAGUAUGUAAAGGACGUGCCGCCUAUGCCGUUCAUCCAGAGCGAACUCCACGGCUCCGAGCUAACCCGCGAUUCGAUUCUGUCUGCUGAGACUGAGACCAAGGGGCGCUCGAGGUCGACUUCCAAGUCAUCCACCACCACAGGUGCAGAGACGCCGCUUCGAGAAGUGCCGCGCGGAUUUCCUUCGCCCGCACCGCACACACCCACGAGGACAACCCCGGCUGCUCUUCAGCGGACCAUGGGCACCUCGCACAGCAAUCGCUCAACCGAGCAUGUCCGAUUAAAGUCACCGAUCAGUGACAGGAGCUACGGCUCUCGAUCAAGAGGCGUCGGGUCAGCAAGCCUCGAGGCUGCAGCUGCGGCCAAAGCUCGUGCCAUUGAGCGCUCAGAAACGCAGGCGUCUCACUACGAAAUCAUCGACACAACGCCAACGCGUGGUCUCAGCCCUAUACAGAGCGAGGCUAGCUAUCGUGAGGAUGUACACACAACUGGCUCGCCCAGACAUGUGCGAUCUGUUCACAGCAACGCAUCUGUGUCUUCGCUAGGGCGGCAAGCCGAGCGACAGCCGUCGAACCUGUCCAUUAGGUCGUUGGAAUCCACCGCAAGCACCAAAGCAGCCCGCACGCGCAAGCGCCCGCAGGGUGUCAACCUUGAGAGUGUGAGGUCCACGCUCGGCUCUCCGAAAACACCACAGACCCCUGGAGACGCAGAGCUCUUCUUCGAGCAGAAUCAUGAACAGAAUGAGAUAUAUCGGAGAGAGCUGGAAGAGAGCUCUCAGCUCUCACAAGACUACAGCUACAACCGCAUGACCAGCUACACCGACGACAGCGAAGGUGUGCAGUAUCUUGAUCACGAGCAGAAGGUGGACCUUGCGCACCAAGACAUACGGAGGGUGGAUGCUAGUCCCGAGUACGUUCACACUCCGCUUGCAGUCGAGUCGGCGGUCGCUUCGCUGCAUGAUCCGUCGACCGUUAGCGUUCGCUCUUCUGCUGUGUCGAGUCCGCUACGAGAGCCCAUAGCUAGCCCUCUCAAGAAGAGCCGCUUGUCGCAAGUCAGUCCUGCACCAAGUGACGACCGGAUUCUGCACAUUCGAGAGGACGAGAUCCCCAGCGGAGAGCGCUGGGGUGCGCUUCGUGAGAAGGCUGAGGCGCUGGUUCAUCACUCGCACCAAGAUAACUCGCCUAGGCAAAGCAUUGCACAGUCGUUUGAGGACCAGCCUGAAAUGCAUCACAGCGCCUUCCCCGUUCAGGAACACAUGAUGCCUGAGAUUGGAUAUGGGUUAGACAACGAGUCUGACAUCUCGACGAACCCUUCCAUCAUCCAGGGCCCACUCAACGGAGGCGAUGGCUACUACGAUCACACUGAGAACCCAAUGUACCGUCAGGAUGAGCGCGAACGCUCGUCUACUCGUCAAUCCAGCAGAAACUCUUUCAGAAAGAGUGGCACUGGCGCCGGCGCAGCUGCCGCUGCCGCUCAUCACCUGCACAACCGCAAUCCGUCCAUCGAUGAACAGCAUCAGGCCACCGUAGAAGACGACUACGAGUCCUACACGGGUGAGUCAUUUGUUGGUCAAGACGAGCAGCCUGGCUACGCGCAAAGCAACCGCACGCCCCUGUCAGGUGCGACUGGUUGGAAAGACGAAGGCUACCAAUCAGCUAACCAACGUGAAGGCUACACGCCUCAAAACCGCAAUCACUCCAAGGUCUUUGAUGACGAGUUUGCCGAUGAUUACGAUGAGACUCCUCUCGACGGUGAGGAUGUGUUUGCUUCCAACGCCAAACAUGGUCGCCACUUCAGCGGCAACUCUCACGGCAUGGCUUCUCCUCUCUACGAUGCUGCGACUGGCAAGGGCAUUGAUCGCAUUCAGUCCAAGGAUAUCGUGGCGCUCAUGGACCACCUGACUGUGAGAGAUGCACAGCGCAAUGCGAGGGACACGGAAAUCCUGGUCACACUCGUCCGCUCCGCAGCGGAGAUGCGCAACCAGCUUGAUGAGCUCAAGGGUUUCAUCAAGGUUCAAGACAACAUGAUCAUGAACACUACAGAGAAGAGGGUCGAUGUUGCCGAACAGCGCAUCUUGAGCGGCCCCCGGCCGCAGCCUUUCGGAUCGCCACGCGUUCCUCGCUCGUCCUCGGACGAUAUGGACGCUGAGGCCAAGAAGAAGAACGUGUUCAAACGCGCGUUGAAGGGUCUGAGCAUGAAGGGUGACAGCGACAUCAAGAACAUCGAGGCUAUGUUGAUGCAGCUGCUCGGCGAUGUGGAGGGCUUGAAGCACGUUCAGCAACUGCAGCUGGAUCAGAACAACCGCUCGAACAGUCUCACCUCUUAUGAGAACCUGCGGGCUAGCGGAGAUCCUGGAUACGAGCCAGAGGGUCGCGCCAAUACUGCUUCGUCGCCAAACCAGUCUGGGUACCUCUCGAACCCGGGCUCCUCCUCACGUCGCAUCAACGAUCUGCACUCUGGAUACGAUGUCGUGCAGACGAACCGCAUCAGCACGGUUCACGAGGAUGACGAAGAGUACCUUGAGCGCGAACCCCGAUACGAGAACAGCGAGCGCAUGACAACACCCACGCAAGAAGCCUUUCACAGCAGGAGCCUGUCACAGGAGAAGACGCCACCCGAGGCAGCGAGGACAAGCCAGAGCCAGAGUCAAGAAGAUACGCCAAAGAAGAACAAGCACAAGUCCAACUCAUCCUCCAUGUUCGGCAUUCCCAAGAUCUCUCGCUGGUCGAAGACGACAUCCUCCACCGAGCCGCGCAACAGCGUGGAAAAGCGCCCCUACUCCUCACACUCGCGCUCUUCUUCCCAAAAGAGCUACGACUCAUACGACGACGAGUAUUCCCAGAACGGUGAUGGCCACGACGACCGUAUGCGCUCCAAGUCUUCGCUUGCGCGCACUGCGGACGACCGCUCAUUCCGUUCAGCAGACGACCGCAGCGUUCGCUCACCAUCCCCGCUCAUUCCUGAGGAUGCGCUCCAGUACGAGAUGGAAGACCCCAAGUACCAGGCCCACCGCAACAGCCUGAACCUGCAACACCCGCAGCCGCGCGCAGGACCCACGGGCCGCCACCAAAACCACCUCGAGACCCAAGCCCAGGUCUACGAACCCAGCAACGUGACCUCGCCGGACUACGACCAGUGGGGCAGCAUGCCGUCCCUCUCUCGCAACAGGAUGAGCGCCGGCACCGCGUCUUACAACCCAGGCAACUUGAGUCCCAUCUCGAGUGACGGAGGCUACUCGGGGCACUCGGCAAGCGAGCAGACUGGGCGUAUCGCGCAGCCACAGAAGUUUGUCGAUGACGGGCCGUUGAUUCCGCCCAACAGUGGUGUGUUGGCGGGCUAUGGCCAGACGAGGCAGAUGUAUAGCAGCCCCAACGAGUUUGGGUCUCAGGGCGCAUUGACGCCAUUGGCGCCUAUUGCCGAGGUGCGGUAUAGUCUGGAGACGGAUUCGGGAAGGUACAGGGGCUCUCCCACACCCUCCCCCAGACCCAGCAGCGCCCACCUCCGGGCCUCCCAGCAGCAGAGCCCCCAGCGCAAAAUCACAGGCCCGCGACCCAUGGGUCCCCGCUCUCCCGCCCCCGGCGCCCACCAGGGCCAAUUCUCGCAGGCCCAGUCGCCGCUGCGCAACGAGAAUCUCAGCAGAGACGACACCGUCAUCCGCCGCAAACCCGUCGGCGCGCCCUCGCACACAGACACCGAGUCUCUACUCAGCUACCGCACAUCGCUCGACGGCAGCGACGACGGCAGCGAGACUUUCUAG
This is a messenger RNA of Ascochyta rabiei, 5334 nucleotides long. RefSeq lists its product as uncharacterized. The coding region runs from base 1 to 5334 and encodes 1777 amino acids. Lineage: Eukaryota; Fungi; Ascomycota; Dothideomycetes; Pleosporales; Didymellaceae. The transcript has 2 exons. The record is from RefSeq and is a predicted model, not a curated record.